CGUUAUUUAUUUUAAAGUAAUUCAACAUUAAUUUAAAAUGUCUUGUCGAGAUUUAAGAAAUUUUACAGAGACAAUGAGAUUUUUAGGAUAUCCCAGAUUAAUAUCUCUGUCAAACUUUCGCGUUCCUAAUUUUUCUCUGGUCGCUGAAAUUUUAGUUUGGUUGAUCCAUCGAUUUGAUCCUGAUUCAGAUAUGACUGCUGAAUAUGAAACUGUUGAAGAUCGCGUGUCUAUUAUCCGACGUUCUGCUGAAUUUAUAGCAAUUAAAACAAAUAUUAAAUUAAAUACUAAAAAACUGUAUCAAGCUGAUGGUCACGCCGUACACGAGUUGCUUAAAAUAGCAACAGCAUUGUAUGAAGCGCAAAAUAAAAAUGCUGAAGAUGAAAUAAUGUCUGGAGAAAUUUUAAAUCCUUUGGUGAUUGAUAUAACUGAUGAGUUAUCAGAAUUAAAAAAUACAAGACAAAUGGCCAGUCAGUUAACAGUAAGUGGUGCUAGUCUAUUUGAUUUAUUAGGGAGAGAAGUCCAGCUUCGUGAAAUACGUAAUAGUAAAGCCGCACGUCAAUUUGAUACUUCGCAAAUUGAAGUUGCUUUUAAAGAUGUCAUUGAAAGUAUGAAGAAAGAUAUUGAUGAUACAAGACGACAAAUUGAUAAUGUCAAGGAGACUGAACAAAAUUUAGAAACCAAAAUCGAAAGACGUCAAAUGGAAUUAGAAAGAAAUAAAAAAAGAUUAUUAACUUUACGUAAAGUACGUCCGGCAUUUAUGGAAGAAUUUGAAAAAUUAGAAGUUGAACUUCGUUUAGUUUACGAAAAUUAUCUUCAAAAGUGCCGUUAUUUAGCAUAUUUAGAGCAUCUUUAUGAGGAUAUGACAAAAGUUGAACAAGAAAAGUUUGAACAGAGACAAGCUGCCACUAAAAGACAAUUGGAGCAGCUUCGCGGUGAAGAUGCAAGUUUUGAAAGUAUAAUGGAAGGCAAUGACUCAAUAUUUACCAAUAAUAUUCGUAGUACUUUAAAUCUUGAUGAAACAGAAAGAGAUUUAGAUAAAAAUGAUCAAGGACAAGUCCAAGCUGGAGAAAUAACAGGUAGAGCUUCAAGAGUACAAUUAAAUCAAAGAAGACUUUAUGGUACUAUGUCAGGAAGACCACGUGGUUUGCGAGAAUCAAAUGACAGUAUUGGCUCACUAGAUGACAGCGACAGUGAUCUUCUUAUUGAUGGUGACCUCGACGAUGAUGAAGAAGAUGAUGAUAUUGACAUUGAAAACGUACGAGGUAACUUAUUAAGUACAGUGACGAGUCAUGAAAUAGCAGCAUCAUUAGAUUUAAAAGGUAAUACAGAAAAAAGGUCAAUCAGUAAAGCGGGUCAUGUUGAUGAAGAUUUUUAA
Molecule: messenger RNA, 1375 nt
Organism: Microplitis demolitor
Lineage: Eukaryota; Metazoa; Arthropoda; Insecta; Hymenoptera; Braconidae
Gene: Cluap1
Product: clusterin-associated protein 1
Exons: 5
Coding region: 38-1375 (445 amino acids)
Biological process (GO): cilium assembly
Cellular component (GO): cilium; intraciliary transport particle B; centrosome
Source: RefSeq, a predicted model, not a curated record